This is a messenger RNA of Cordyceps militaris CM01, 2313 nucleotides long. Its product is annotated as Oligopeptide transporter OPT superfamily. Gene Ontology annotation, molecular function: oligopeptide transmembrane transporter activity. Lineage: Eukaryota; Fungi; Ascomycota; Sordariomycetes; Hypocreales; Cordycipitaceae. The transcript has 7 exons. The record is from RefSeq and is a predicted model, not a curated record. Gene Ontology annotation, biological process: transmembrane transport. Bases 1 to 2313 code for a protein of 770 amino acids.
AUGGCCGCCACCGCCGAGGUUCGCUUCAAGAAUGACCAUGACUAUCAGACGUCGUUCCGCGAUGUCAGCGGCCGUCCGCCAUCAAUCGCGAGCUCAACGCCCUCGCGCGAGGAGACGCUCGUCGCCGCAGGCAUCGGCCACCGCCCCGACGACCCCGAGAUGCCGUGCCUGACGAUCCGCAUGUGGACCAUUGGCAUCGCCUUUUGCCUCAUCGGCAGCGGCGUCAACACCCUCUUCACCUUUCGCUUCCCCGCCGUCACGCUCUCCCAGUCGGCCAUCCAGCUGCUGUCGUACCCCGUCGGCCGCGCCUGGCACCUGCUGGUCCCGGACUGGGGCCUGACGGUCCUCGGCACCCGCCACAGCCUCAACCCGGGCCCGUUCAACUACAAGGAGAACAUCCUCAUCUACAUCCUGGCCAACCUGAGCUUCCUGACGCGGCUGAGCGCCGACGUGCUGACGGAGCAGCGCGUCUUCUACGGGCUCAACCUGGGAUGGGGCUUUGAGAUUACCAUUACUCUCGCCACGCUGCUCUUUGGCUUCGCGCUGGCGGGACUGUCGCGCUCCGUCAUUGUUGAGCCCCCGCGCUUGAUUUGGCCGGGCGUGCUGGGCAACACGGCGCUCAACUCGGCGCUGCACCCCAUCGAGAAGAGUUACAAGAGCGAGUAUGGUGUUGAUGAUGUGGAAACGACGGUCACGGGCGAUAUAUCCAACAGGGCGAGAUACCGCUUCUUCCUCAUGGCAUUUGCAGUGUCGUUCACCUGGUACUGGUUCCCCGACUUCAUCUUCCCGGCCCUCGGCUACUUUACCUGGGUCUGCUGGAUCGCGCCAAAGAACGCCGUUGUCAACCAAAUCUUUGGCAUGAAGAGUGGCAUUGGUCUUUUGCCGUUUACCUUUGACUGGGCUCAAAUCGCCUACAUUGGCUCGCCACUCGUCAUCCCGACCUGGGCCAUCCUCAACAUUGCCGCAUCCCUCAUCUUUUGGAUCUACAUCAUCACGCCCGCUAUUUACUACAGCAACACCUGGUUUACCGCCUAUCUGCCCAUGCAGACCAACGCCAUCUUUGACAACAUGGGCAAGGUGUACAACGUUUCUCGCGUUAUUGACAAAAAGGACGGAUUCGUGCUCGAUCUGGCCAAGUACCACGCCUACUCCCCCAUCUACCUACCCGUCACGUAUGCCCUCAACACUUUUGGCCUGUGCUUCGCCAGCAUCUCGUCACUCAUUGUGUGGCUGGUGCUAGAGAAGCGCCAUGAGAUUUACGAGGGUUUCUGCAACUCGUCGCUGGCCGUCACCCUGCGCCUGGCGCCCAGGACGGAAAAGACGGUCCAGGAGCAGGCGUAUGGAACGGUGCCGACGUGGUGGUAUCUCCUUGCUACUGCUCUCUCCAUUGGCGUGGGCAUCUUUGCUUGCGAGUACUAUCCGGUACAGCUACACUGGUACGGUGUGCUCUUGGCUAUGCUCAUCUCUGCCUUUUUCUUUAUUCCCCUCGCAUGGCUCUAUGCCACGACCAACAUCAAAAUCCAAAUUGACAUCUUCUGCCGCCUUGUUGCAGGGUACAUUUGGGAGGGCAAGGUAUUGGCCAACAUUUGGUUCUUCAACAUUGGCUAUAUUUCGGGUAUCAAAGGUCUCGCGUUUGCGCAAGACUUGAAGCUCGGAGUGUACUGCAAUAUUCCUCCUCGAAAGCUCUUCACUGUCCAAAUCGUCGGCAUCAUCAUGGGCACGCUCGGUCAAGUCGCUGUGCUAGAGUGGGCGCUUAACAAUAUUCCCAACAUUUGCACCAACAAGGCCGACAACGGCUUCACGUGUCCCUUUUCCCGCACGCACUUCAACACCAGCAUGGUCUGGGGCGCCAUUGGUCCGCGCCGCUUUUUCGCCAACGGCGCCCUGUACCGUGACUUGCUCUGGUUCUUCCUCCUCGGCGCCCUGCUUCCGCUUGUCGUCUACGGUUUGAAGCAUUACGUCUUCCCCAAGACAAAGUGGCUCAAGCAGAUCCACAUCCCGCUCUUCCUCGGCGGCCUCAACUACAUUCCGCCCGCUUCCGGCACCAACUAUGGCAGCUGGGUCAUUGUCGGUCUCGUGUUUGGUCUUUUGAUCAAGCAACGCAAGAGGGUGUGGUGGAAAAAAUACAACUUUAUUCUCAGCUCGGCCAUGGACUGCUCCGUGGCCAUUGCGGGCAUCUUGAUCUUCUUCUCCAUCUUCUACACGGGGGCGGCGGGUCACUUCAAGUGGUGGGGAACACAAGUGUACAAGAAUACUUGUGAUUGGAAGGGCUGCACCUACAAAGUCCUGGCCAAGGGAGAGAAGAUUCAGUAA